AUGGUACGAAGCAGGAAUUAUACUCAGUCAUCUUGCCUGCAGAUGUUUGCUUUCUCCAGGCAAGCAGCAGCUACUCAGGGGAUAUCAAGAGCAGCAGAGGUCUUUCAAAUGACUUUGCAACUUUUAAAGGAUGAAGCAAGAAGGAGACAGAAACGAUCUGUCCCUGUGGCAGAGCUCCUUUCCAUGGAGGAAGUGGAGCUGAUAGCAAACCUGUCUGGGUGUCCUCCAGCCUUUCAACCAGCCAGCUGCCCCAAAGGUGGUGAUUCAGAGAAAUACCGCACUAUCUCUGGAGUCUGCAAUAACAGAAAUAACCCUCUCUGGGGAGCAGCCAGCACUGUCUUGGCCAGAUGGCUCCCGGCGGAGUACGAGGAUGGAGAAAGCCAACCAAAAGGCUGGAACACUGGGCACCAAUACAGUGGCUUCCAACUUCCCGCAGUUCGGGAAGUCAGCAACAGCAUUAUGCAAAGCUCCGGCCAGAUCACAUUGGAAGAUGAGGCAUAUUCCCAGCUGCUGGUGGACUGGGGUCAGUACAUAGACCACGACAUCUCCUUCACUCCUCAAAGCACAAGCAAAGCUGCCUUUCUGGAGGGUCUCGACUGCCUACACAUGUGUGAAAAUUCGGAUCCGUGCUUUCCAAUUCAGAUUCCUCCACAUGAUAAGCUGUUUGGAAGUAAAAGCUGUCUCCCAUUUUUCCGUUCUUCGCCAGCCUGCCUCAGUGGUCCAGCACACACUCUGCAAGCACAGAUGCUACAGAGACAACAGAUUAAUUUAAUCACGUCCUUCCUGGAUGCCUCCACUGUCUAUGGACACUCUGUGGACUUAGAAAACGCUCUGAGGAACCUCUCGAGCUCUGAGGGCCUGCUGGCGGUGAACAGCAAAUACACUGACCAUGGCGGUCACCCGUACCUGCCUUUUGUCAGCCUCACUCCAUCUGCAUGCAUUCAGCAGCCCAGCACUGGGCCGAGGGAGCGGGUGGAGUGUUUCCUUGCUGGAGAUAGCAGAGUGAACGAGAUUCUGCCCCUCGCUGCUCUGCACACACUGUGGGUGAGGGAACACAAUCGCAUUGCUACACGGCUGAAACAACUGAAUGCCCACUGGAGCUCAGAGACAACCUAUCAGGAGACGCGCAAAAUCAUUGGAGCUUUGCAUCAGAUCAUAACCAUGAGGGAUUAUAUUCCAAAAAUCCUUGGAAAAGAAGCUUUUGAUCAAACUAUCGGACCUUAUGAGGGAUAUGAUGAGACUAUAAACCCUUCAGUUUCCAAUGUGUUUGCCACCGCUGCAUUCCGCUUUGGCCACGCCACCAUCUCAGCACAGAUGAGGAGACUGAACGAGAGUUUCCAGGAGCAUCCGCACUUUUCCUCCUUGAGUCUACAUCAGACCUUUUUCAGUCCAUGGAGGAUCAUCAGAGAAGGAGGAUUAGAUCCAAUACUGCGAGGUCUCCUGGGCAGGCCUGCUGCCAGGCUGAACCAACAGCACCUGAUGACUGAGGAACUGACAGAGAAGCUGGUGGUGCUCAAUAUCCCAGAAGCACUGGACCUGGCAGCUUUAAACCUCCAAAGGGGACGAGAUCAUGGCCUUCCAGGUUACAAUGACUGGAGGGUGUUCUGUGGAUAUGACAGAGUGGAAAGCAAAGCAGAUCUGAGGGCUGUGGUACGUGACAGGGCUUUGGUUGAAAAGCUAAUGGAUCUAUACGGGCAUCCCAACAAUAUCGAUGUGUGGCUGGCAGGGCUGGUGGAGGAUCUGCUACCUGGCGCUAGGACUGGCCCUCUCUUUGCAUGCUUGAUCGGAAAACAGAUGAAGAUGCUCAGGGAAGGUGACAGGUUUUGGUGGGAAAAGCCUGGCGUGUUCUCUUCACGGCAGAGACAGGAGCUCCAGAGGCAUUCCCUGUCUCGAGUCUUCUGCGACAGCAGUGGAGUGACAGAGGUUCCCCUUGAUCCAUUCACUCUGGGAACUUACCCUGAGGACUUUCUUUUGUGCAGCAGUGUACCAUCAUUAGACCUAAAUGCAUGGAAGGAGGAGCCUGAAAAAGACGUAAGUGACUUGGACAGCGCAGAAAGGCAUGUAUGACAGAGGUCAUCUGAGUGUCCAAAGGUGUCAACAUCACAGCUAGCUGGAGGUGCACUGGCGAAGGUC
Molecule: messenger RNA, 2133 nt
Organism: Colossoma macropomum (tambaqui)
Lineage: Eukaryota; Metazoa; Chordata; Actinopteri; Characiformes; Serrasalmidae
Gene: tpo
Product: thyroid peroxidase
Exons: 11
Coding region: 1-2067 (688 amino acids)
Biological process (GO): response to oxidative stress; thyroid hormone generation
Cellular component (GO): membrane
Molecular function (GO): iodide peroxidase activity; heme binding
Source: RefSeq, a predicted model, not a curated record